CAAGGUUAACUAUCUAUUGAAACUUGAGUGCCUAGCUAACAUUAUUACAGAUAUUUUGUUUGCCAAAACCCAGAUUUGAGUUAUGUUGGCCAAGGUAGGGUGGUUCGUCAGAAAGUUAUUUUGCUCUGAAUCAGAAUGCUUGUCUCGUCGGAAUCAAGUGGCUAGUGAGUCGGUGCAUGGUAAGAACUUGGCUGCUAAAUGGGUUGUUUGUGAAACUUGUGUAGAGGAAAAUAAAGCCUGUAACUGUCAUAGUAGACCGGAAGAUUUAAAGAGCGCAGUUGAUGGAGUGGAAGCUGAGGGUAAUAGUUCUUUUGCUCAUGCUGUCAUCAACAUGAUCGGAAUGCUAAUAGGUCUUGGGCAGUUAUCAACCCCAUAUGCUUUAGAAAAUGGAGGGUGGACUUCUGCAUUCUUGCUUAUUGGGCUAGGAAUAAUAUGUGCAUACAGUUCUCAUCUGCUUGGAAAAUGUCUUGACAAGAAUCCCAAGUCAAGAAGCUACGCAGAUAUUGGACAAGAAUCAUUUGGGAGCAAAGGAAGAGUUUUAGUUUUAACCUUCAUCUACAUGGAAAUUUUCAUGGCCCUCGUAUCCUACACCAUCUCUCUCCAUGAUAACAUUAUAACAGUAUUUUCAGGGACAAGACUUAGUUUGCCAUGGCUCAAAUUAUCAAAAUCUCAGUUGCUAACCAUGAUGGCAGUUCUAAUAGCACUUCCUAGUUUGUGGCUAAGAAAUCUCUCUACCAUAUCUCUUCUUUCAUCUGGGGGUAUCCUAAUGUCACUUGUUAUUUUCACUUCUGUGGCUUUCACUGCUGUCUUUGGAGGUCUGAAAGCUAAUCAUAGAAUACCAGUGCUUAGGCUCCAAAAGAUUCCUGCCAUAUCUGGCCUCUAUAUCUUCAGUUAUGCUGGCCAUAUUGUUUUCCCCAACUUGUACAAAUCCAUGAAGGAUCCAUCCAAGUUUACCAAGGCAUCUAUAGUGAGCUUUGCAUCGGUAACCACACUUUAUACAGCUCUAGCAUUUAUGGGUGCCAAACUCUUUGGCCCAGAAGUCAGUUCUCAGAUAACUCUCAGCAUGCCUCGACAGCUUAUCGUCACAAAGAUUGCUCUAUGGGCUACAGUCCUAACACCCAUGACAAAAUAUGCCCUCGAAUUUGCACCAUUCGCCAUCCAGCUUGAGCACAGUCUCCCCGAUUCUUUGAGUCCUAGGAUGAAGGUGGUCGUACGAGGAGUUGUGGGUUCAAUUUUGCUAAUUGUGAUCCUAGCCCUGGCACUCUCCGUGCCAUAUUUCGAGCAUGUUCUUGGCCUUACUGGCUCCCUAGUCAGUGUCAGUAUUUGCAUAGUCUUCCCCUGUGCCUUUUACACCAAGAUUUGUUGGCCUCACAUAUCUAAACCUCUCCUAAUCCUUAAUAUUACGCUUAUUGCAUUUGGCUUUAUUCUUGGAACUGUUGGCACCAUAUCCUCGUCAAGGUUGCUCAUAGCCACUCUGAUAAGAGCUCACUCAACCUGAAGAUGAAGCAAAGUUUCAAGGAUUGUAAUUUACUGGAUUUUUGCACGCCUUCUCCAAUUAUCUUAUACCAUAUAUAUGCAAAAAUAAUGGAGCCUCCUAUUGCUGCCAAUUAAAUUUAACAAGACAUAUUUGAUAAGGAGUUGCUCUUGUUUCAAGUAUAUUGAGGCCUUGCAUGCAUGAUAUUUCUUGUUGUUGUAUUUUGAAAAUGAUGAUUGGACCCCCAAUUAAGUGAAGGGGCAUCUACAAAUUUUCUUGUUAUGAUACAAGUCCACUUUAACAUCUUAUAUAUAAAAUUUUCUGGUUAAGGUUA
Molecule: messenger RNA, 1808 nt
Organism: Hevea brasiliensis (rubber tree)
Lineage: Eukaryota; Viridiplantae; Streptophyta; Magnoliopsida; Malpighiales; Euphorbiaceae
Product: amino acid transporter AVT1H
Exons: 3
Coding region: 83-1498 (471 amino acids)
Biological process (GO): amino acid transmembrane transport
Cellular component (GO): vacuolar membrane
Molecular function (GO): amino acid transmembrane transporter activity
Source: RefSeq, a predicted model, not a curated record